Molecule: messenger RNA, 2295 nt
Organism: Tachysurus fulvidraco (yellow catfish)
Lineage: Eukaryota; Metazoa; Chordata; Actinopteri; Siluriformes; Bagridae
Gene: ccdc107
Product: coiled-coil domain containing 107
Exons: 6
Coding region: 111-1046 (311 amino acids)
Biological process (GO): synaptic transmission, cholinergic; protein localization to cell surface
Cellular component (GO): neuron projection; intracellular membrane-bounded organelle; neuronal cell body
Source: RefSeq, a predicted model, not a curated record
UUGACGUUCCUCAUGUUAGAGCGCGCGGAAGCGGAAGUUAUCGUAGUAAACUGUAGCAGCAGCGCGGCUCCUCGUGCAGGUUAUAAUACGGUGUGUAGUGCACGCGCAUCAUGGUGUUGUCUUCCUCACAGCAGCUCGUGCUGCUCUUCACCGCCGCGCUCUGCAUCUUCUCCGUCAUCCCGAGACUCUUUAACGGCGGCAGCGCGACAGAUAACAAGGCUCUAGAUCCACGCUUCCGGAAAGGCCCUCACCCUGGCCCCCCCCUCAGCCCUGCUCCCCCCCAGCAUGGCCCCCCUGAUAAUGUGCAGCAGGUUCAGCGGCUGAUGGAACAGGAACUGAGGAAGGAAAAAGCCAAAAUCAGCAGCAAUAAUAAGGGCUAUGUGUUCACACUAAUGCCGCUGUACGCCAUCGGAGUCGGACUGUUCGCCGCGUACAAGUUCCUCAAGAUAAAGUCUGCAGAUGACGCACACGCUCAGAAAGAGAGGACCGUCCGAGGACUCUGCAAAUCUGAGGAGACAGAGAAUCAGCUGAAUGAGCUAGAACAGCGUUUGGCUCAGACAGAGAAAAUGCUGAACUCCAUCCUCACUCAACUCGACCCUCUGACUAACUGUGUGAAGUCAGUGGCGAUGGAGCAGAAGAAUGAGAUCAUGACUCAGCUGCAGUGUAUCCGACACUUGAUGAAGAAACGGGGGAUGCAGUGUGCACCAACAGAGGCAUCAUGUGAGCGUAACCUUGACAACCUCAUCGAGUCACUGAGUGCCAUGGAAACCAGUUGCAAACCAGGUGGAGAGAGAGAGGACGGAGAGAAGAGCGACAGCAUGCCGCCUCUAGAGGAGGAAUAUGAGGGUGGAGUAGGCGGGGCUACAAAGCAUCACAAGAAGAUGAAGGAGAAGCAUGAUGAAAAUGUGGGCGUGGCUCCAGAGGAGUACGAUGAGGAUUUGUAUAAUGAGGAGCAGGGAGGGAACAUGGAUGAAGAAGAAGGCGUGGCUGAAAUGUGUCCAAACGAAUUGGGGGCGGGGCUUCGCAGACGCAACAGACAUGAUUAGAUUAUUAUAAUUAUUGAUUUAUUUAUUUAUUGAAAGUGAACAUGCUGUUUUUUUUUAUAUUGACACAAAGUGCUUUAAUGAAAGAAAUGGCUUUAUUAUGUAACGUGUGACACAGAAAGCUGCUCAAUAGAUAAAAUAUAACUUAUUUUACAUUGAAAAUGUGAUUCUGUUCAUUUAGGAACAGAAUAAUUUUAUUGCACUUUAUGAUUUUAUUUUAAAGGCUUUUGUUUCACUCUUGUUACCUAGCUCAAUCCCUAUGUAGCAUUAGCUUAUUAGCUAGCAUGUGGGUGUGGCUAUGAUGUGUAAUGUUAGAUGGUAUGUCUGGGCGUGGUCAGGUGUUAUGGCUUUGUAGUCCUGACAGAACAUAAGCUUCAUUUAUUUACUUUUUCUGUUGUGGUUUUUUAUUCAUAAUAUUUAUUUCCAAUGUGAUCAAACUUUUUUUUUUCAAAUUUUCACUUUUUUUAAAUUAAUGAAUGUAAAUGUAUGAUAUUUUUAGUGGAACUUGUUUUGAUAAUUAGUAGCAUGUGCAGUUCUGCAUGACUGAUUACUUUAAUAACAGAAAUUGCAUGCAAGUGAUGGACAAUCAUGAGAUAAUGAUUAGCAGACUUCACGCUACCUCAUCAGUCAUGUUUAGUUCAAUGCAUGCUAAAAAAAAACUGACAAAUUUAGCUUAGAAUUAUUUAAUAUAUUUGUGCGAAUUUAUGAUUUAUCCUUAAAUUCUCACCUGUGUGAACUUGUACAUUGCUGUGUUUCUGUUAUGUUAGCGCUCAUUUACUGCUGUUCUUUUGCCAUCAUUAAUGACAACACUAACAGAACAUUAGCACGAUUCAUGUUGUGAUGUUAAAACAUUUCAAUCUACUCUUUAAUUUUAUACCAGACUCUUCAUCAGGAUGUGGACACUAAAGCAACUGACCUGCACGAGUCUCUAACGUUAGCUAGCUCAAUAUAUAUAAAUAUAUAUAUUUGUUUUUAAUUUCCAGUGAACGUGUUCUGAUAAAUGAUUAGCAGUUUUACUUUAUUUUUACAUUAUUGUAAUAAAAAUAAUAAUCUGUAGGAAUGUGCUGUGAUUUCAGAUGGUUAUCGUCUGUGGAACACGACGUCUAGUUACAUGUUAACAUGCUAAUGCAGAACCGUACAUUUCCUCUGCAUCAUGCUUUUUUAAAUGUCUGUCUUUGAGUGUUUUUUCUUUACAGAGAUGCUUGAGGCCUUUAUAUAAAAUAAACUCAUUACAGAUGAAGAAACAGCUAAA